Messenger RNA from Dovyalis caffra, 240 nucleotides. The record is from the annotation of a GenBank genome assembly. Lineage: Eukaryota; Viridiplantae; Streptophyta; Magnoliopsida; Malpighiales; Salicaceae.
AUGUUUGAUAGACAGUUGGUGAGAGGUGGAACCUUUCCGGAUGAACAAGAGAUAGGGGCUUUUAUUAGUGGCCUAAAAGAACAAUUAAGGGUUGAUCUAGAGCAAGGGCUUAAGGCAAUUUUAGAACUAUUCCUUAAAGAAUCUAUCCUUGAUGACACCAAGGCAUUAGAGAUUUCACUCUAUGUUCUCAUUAACAUUAUUACUCAAACAAUGAGUGUACAAGCUAGAUUAAGGGGGUGA